Corylus avellana is the source of this 3163-nucleotide messenger RNA. The record is from RefSeq and is a predicted model, not a curated record. NCBI's taxonomy places the organism in Eukaryota, Viridiplantae, Streptophyta, Magnoliopsida, Fagales, Betulaceae.
AGAAAACGAGGAAGGAGGAACGGCGUCAUAUGCUGUCCCAAAAUCUGACUCCACCAGGCACCAACAAAACAAAUCAAAACAAAAGCGAGUUUACAUGUAAUAACGCCCAAGUUGUCUUUGUGGGUUUACUAGAUUUGGGUUUCUGGCUUUCGUGAAUUGGGCCAACUGGAGAUAGCAAAGCGUGUGUGGGAAGAAGAGGAAGAAAGAAGAAGAUGACGGUGCUGCCAAUGGAAUCGCUGCCUCUGGGGUUCCGAUUCAGGCCGACGGACGAGGAGCUCAUCAAUCACUACCUCCGGUUGAAGAUCAACGGCCGUCAUUCCGAGGUCCAGGUCAUCCCCGAAGUAGAUGUCUGCAAAUGGGAGCCCUGGGAUUUGCCCGGGUUGUCGGUGAUAAAGACGGGCGAUCCGGAGUGGUUCUUCUUCUGUCCGCGUGAUCGGAAGUACCCAAAUGGGCAUCGUUCGAACAGGGCCACCGACGCUGGCUACUGGAAAGCCACGGGCAAGGACCGCACCAUCAAGUCCCGCAAGUCUGGCUCCAAUGGCACCUUGAUUGGGAUGAAGAAGACCUUGGUUUUCUACAGGGGCCGUGCUCCAAAGGGCGAGCGCACCCACUGGAUCAUGCACGAGUACCGUGCCACCCAGAAGCACCUUGAUGGUACCCAGCCCGGCCAGAGUCCUUUUGUUCUAUGUCGCUUGUUCCGAAAGCAAGAAGAAAAGGCAGACGUUUCAAAGUAUGAUGAAGUGGAGAAUACUGGGUCCUCUCCUACAGCUACCAGGUCUCCUCCUGAUGAUGCAUCAUCAGAUCUAGUUCAAGCUACACCCACAUCGGGUAUGCAAGUUGGGGACCAAUCUGAAGGCAUAAAGCGAUGGUUGACUGAUAAAUCGGACAACAUGACCCCUACUACUCUACUGCCUGUUGAUACCAGCAGCAUUAGUUACAAUAGUUGUAUGGCUUCGGAUGCGGAAGAAGAUCAUGUACUGGAAGGAACUGGUAUAGAGGUGCAUCAGCAGCCGGGAGAUACUUCAAAGUUCUAUGAGCUCUCUUGUGUUCAGAAUGAUUGGAAUGAUUUCUCCCUGUUGCAAUCACAGAUUCACACGGAGCUACCACCUUAUAAUGCGGAUUCACCUUUUGCCAGUGACUUUGGCUAUGACAGUAAUGCGUUCCAUUUUCAGGAUGGCACCAAUGAACUGGACUUAUCUCUCACAGAGUUGUUGGAUGAGGUCUUAAAUAACCACGAUGAGUUUUCUUGUGAUGAAUCAACCAGUCAGAAGAAUUCGGCUAUUGGAAGUGACACCCAAUUCUCUAGUCAAUUGUGUACGACAGAGGUCGUACCACCUGGAGACUCCUAUGUUAAAAACAGUGGUGCAAACAGUGAUUCCGACACUGAAAUGGCUCAAGUACAGCGUGAUUCUGAGAUGGGAGCUCCUGGAUGGUUCAAUGGACAUGUUGAUAAGAGAGAGUUAUUGCAAAUGCAACCUUUAUUUGGAUCUUCUCAAGCUCAUGUUCCACUUGUUGACCAAGAACUUAAUAGGAGGAUUGAGGGGAACGUUUGGGAUAAUCCAGAGCAAUAUGUUUCAUCUCCCUAUCCUGCUAUGAGCUCAAGCCGUGCGCUCAACUUUGAAGAACCAAGUGAUAAGACGAAUCAUGUUAACAGUUGCAGCAUUCCUGUUGGUGGAACUGGAAUCAAGAUUAGGACCCGGCGGUCUCAACAACAACCAAUUUCGAACAAUUUUGGAUCUCAAGGCACUGCUCCAAGAAGAAUCCGUCUGCAGAUGAAGAGUUCUCUUGGAUUAGUUCACUCCAGUGAAGUGACCAGUGCAAGCAGCAGAAAAGAAGAAGAUGAAGUGCCAUCAACUGUUACUGAGGCCAAAGAAGCUUCAGAUCAAAGUCCUACCUUUGUUGAUCAAGUGGAAGAAAGAGAGCUUUUGAAGGCUCGAGGCACUGUUCCAAUGAGAGUCCGGCUGCAGAUGAAGAGUUCUCAUGGAUCAGUUUGCCAUAGUGAAGUGAGAGGUGGAAGCCACAGUGAGGAAGAAGAUGAAAUGCAAUCAACCGUUACUGAGACCAAAGAGGCUUCAGAGCAGAGUCCUAUCUUUGUUGAGCCAAAGGGAGAGAGCGAGCUUUUGGAGGUUGGGAAGAGCAAGGGAAGCACUGGAAAAUCCUCUACAAAACUGAGGUUAAGGGUGAAACAGGAUGGUCUACAUGUUAACAAUUGCAGCAUUCCUGUUGGUGGAACUGGAAUCAAGAUUAGGACCCGGCGGUCUCAACAACAACCAAUUUCGAACAAUUUUGGAUCUCAAGGCACUGCUCCAAGAAGAAUCCGUUUGCAGAUGAAGAGUUCUCUUGGAUUAGUUCACUCCAGUGAAGUGACCAGUGCAAGCAGCAGAAAAGAAGAAGAUGAAGUGCCAUCAACUGUUACUGAGGCCAAAGAAGCUUCAGAUCAAAGUCCUACCUUUGUUGAUCAAGUGGAAGAAAGAGAGCUUUUGAAGGCUCGAGGCACUGCUCCAAUGAGAGUCCGGCUGCAGAUGAAGAGUUCUCAUGGAUCAGUUUGCCAUAGUGAAGUGAGAGGUGGAAGCCACAGUGAGGAAGAAGAUGAAAUGCAAUCAACCGUUACUGAGACCAAAGAGGCUUCAGAGCAGAGUCCUAUCUUUGUUGAGCCAAAGGGAGAGAGCGAGCUUUUGGAGGUUGGGAAGAGCAAGGGAAGCACUGGAAAAUCCUCUACAAAACUGCGGUUAAGGGUGAAACAGGAUGGUCUACAUGGCAGCAGCCACAAGGAGAAGUCAGAGUGGGCAAAUGCACCUCCUCCGCAUCAUGCCCCACGAUUCUCGUUAGUCCAUAGAGUAGGAGUUUCUCUAGUUGUAGUCCUAUCUGUAGUUAUCAUUGGGGUGUGGAGGUGCUUUAGAUCUUGAUGUUGCGAAGGGAAUAGCUAUAGUUAGUCUUUGUAUGGUACCUUAUUUGCUGAGAAACAAUGUUAGGUUUGUAAAUAUGUUUCCUGUAUCCAUGGUUAUAUGUAUGUAGAAUCAAUAGGCAAGCGUGGUGCACUCUGUUGAACAGUUUCAUCUGUUUUGUUUAGCCAGUAUCUUUUUGUGUAGCCUUUGUGUGUUAGCUUUGUUGGAUAUUAUAUUUUCAGACAGUAUAUAUAUAUAUAUAUAUACAAUUUUGUUCA